This is a messenger RNA of Anneissia japonica, 2759 nucleotides long. Its product is annotated as E3 ubiquitin-protein ligase TRIM71-like. NCBI's taxonomy places the organism in Eukaryota, Metazoa, Echinodermata, Crinoidea, Comatulida, Comatulidae. The record is from RefSeq and is a predicted model, not a curated record. Gene Ontology annotation, biological process: positive regulation of DNA-templated transcription. The transcript has 2 exons. The coding region runs from base 70 to 2238 and encodes 722 amino acids. Gene Ontology annotation, cellular component: nucleoplasm; chromatin. Gene Ontology annotation, molecular function: ubiquitin-protein transferase activity; zinc ion binding.
GGAAAAACCAACUGUUUAUCUUUUGUGCAAGUAUUACACCUCACAAGGAAACAUAAGAGUUAAUUCAAGAUGGCUACCAGUGAGCUGAAUCAGUUUCUGGAAAAUGUUGAUGAGAAAAUCUUAGAGUGCACUAUAUGCUUUAAGAGACUUCAAAAUCCUAAAUCCCUCAACUGCCUCCAUACUUUUUGUUUGGCAUGUCUUGAAGAUUGGGUAAGGAAAGAAAAGGGUAAGCUGACCUGCCCAACUUGUUCAAAAUCAUAUCCUAUUCCAGAGGGCGGACUUCAGAAGCUUUCACCAAAUACCAUUUUGAAUAACUUAUUAGAAACUAUUGAACAAUUUUCAGAAAUAAAUCAGAUGAAAUGUAUCUGUGGAAAACGACAGGCAAAAUACUACUGCCAGGAAUGUAGACACUACUUGUGCUGUACUUGUAGUGACCAUCAUAAAAUAUUGCCAAUAUCUGCAAAACACAAGCUACAUUCAGUGGAGGAAGUACAAUCAAUGACACCUUUACAGAUUGCAUCGUUACAUCCUCCGCUGUGUCCACUUCACAAUGAGCCUUUUAAAUUUUUCUGCUGCAUAUGCAAUGUUCCAAUAUGCAUGCAUUGUGUAAUUACUGACCACAGUGUAGGGGAAGGAAAUCACAAACCAAUCAGCAUUUCUAAAGCAUUCCAAACAUUUAAAGAAACUUCAGCAACAUUGGAGGAAGCUGCCAAUGAAUGCAAAAACAAAUUACAAGAUGGCCUCAAAGCAGUUAUUCAGAUUGCUACAGAUUUGGAACAAAAUAAAAAUUCAUGUUUAAGAGAUAUUGAUAAUCAUGUGCAAGUAAUGGUCAAGAAAAUGAAAGAAAAUGGUGAUCAAAUAAAGAAUGAAGUAGAGACAAUAUAUAAAAGGAAAAAGAAGGUGUUAGAUGUACAAAUUGAGGAAUUGAAAACAACUAUAUUUGACAUAAAUACAAAACUGAGUUUUCUUAAUCAGUUAUUGAAGAGUGAUGAGGCUACAGCAAUGCAAUCAAGUGAAACAGUAAUUACAGCACUGAAAGUAAGAACUAAUGAAUUGCCAAAAGCAAAGCCAAAUGACAAUGGACAAAUUAAAUUCUUCAAAAACAAACAGCAAAUUACUUCGUUGCAAUGUGAUAUUGGGUAUGUAUCACACAUGAGGGCUGCAGACUGUUUAACUUUAAAAGGAGAAGAAUUUGUGACCCCAGGUCAGAUAAUUGUCAAAAUAAUUAAAACUGAUGAAUGUAAAAUACAUGCAAAUCAACUGAAGGCAACAUGGACAAAGCCUGCAGGAGAAACCAACAUCACCAGAGUUCAAAAAGAUGAAAAAGGAGACUAUUUUGUGACACUUGGCAAAUGCACAAGUCUGUGUAUUUAUAAACUAGAUGUGAGUGCUGAUGGUGAACCAAUCAAGCAAUCACCAUUGACAAUCAAAGUACAGAAGGAAGGACUAGUAAAUACAAUUCAACUAAACCAAGUUAUUUGCGAUUUAGUUAAGUGUGAAGAUGAUUGCUUGCUUGUUUCGAAUGUGAGUAAUGAAAUACACAAGUUCAAGCUAUCAGGAGAAUACAUUGGUAAGAUUACACUACCAAAAGAUGUAAGUGUUUACAGAAUGUACAAAAUGAAGAAUGGUAACAUAGCAUUCAGUGACUAUAAUGUUUGUAUCAGAAUAUGCAAUAUGCAUGGUCAGGUGAUCAAAUCAAUUGGUCAGGGAGUACUGAUGUAUCCACAAGGUGCAUAUCUGGAUGAGGCAUCAAAUUUUAUUUAUGUAGCUGAUUGGUGUAUUGAUUAUGUGUAUAUGUUUGACAUUGAUAGUGGCAAGAUGAUCAAGAAGAUAGGAUCAAGAGGCUACGAAAAAGGUCAAAUGAAUUUAGUCUGUGAUAUGACCCUUACAAACCAAGGGCAUAUCCUUGUAUUAGAUUCCGGCAGGUUACAACUGUUCCAUAAAUGGGGAAGGUUCAUGAAAGUCCUUGUCAAAGAAGGUGACAAAAAUGGUGAACUGAGGAAACCACGUGGAGUAGUAGUUGAUGAGGAUGACAACAUUAUUAUAUCAAGUCAUCACAAACUACAGCUAUUCAGUAGUGAUGGAAAAUUUAUUAAAAGAAUUGAUGAAGAAGAAGAUGGAAUUAAUUCUCCCUGGGGAUUAUCUAUCAUUUCAUACCUUCCACGAAGAGUUGCUGUAGCAAAUAAUGUUGUUGAAAGUCGGCAUGAGAGGCAGAAUAUAAAAAUAUUUAAUUAUUGAAGUUUGAAAUGUUCAACUCUGUUGGUUAUAUGGAAUAUUAUUAUGUAUUAACAUACCACAUACUUAUUGAUUUCUUAAUACAAUAAAGCUGUAAAUCACACUUAAUAUUAGUAGUUACAGAAUAUAUAGUAUAGUAGUAUUAGUGAUGCUAGUCUUUGUGUUUGUGACAUGAUUAUAUAGGCAUAUAGGGUUGUAGCUAUAGAAAACUAAGUCCGGGUGGUAGACAUCUUAAGGGAAAAAAUAUUGGGAAAAAUUCUGUUGUUGCAUCAUGCAUGCAUUGGCCCCACAUUUGUCAAACCUAAGCCAAGGUCUAUUUUAAUGUAUAGUUUGAUUUCAGUCAAAAUCUUUUCUCAAAUGAGUAAUGUGAGUGAGAAAGGUUUUAAAUAAAUAUGUUAAACAUAAUUUUUUGAAAUUUUAAGUCCGCUUGCGGAAGGCAACACAAUUUUUUUGGGCAAGUGGUCUUGAAUUGAAAAGUUGUAUUAUGCACUGAUAGACAAACAAAAGGAAAUGGAUGAUGGAGA